Molecule: messenger RNA, 1263 nt
Organism: Rasamsonia emersonii CBS 393.64
Lineage: Eukaryota; Fungi; Ascomycota; Eurotiomycetes; Eurotiales; Trichocomaceae
Product: UPF0075 domain protein
Exons: 2
Coding region: 1-1263 (420 amino acids)
Biological process (GO): amino sugar metabolic process; peptidoglycan turnover
Molecular function (GO): ATP binding; phosphotransferase activity, alcohol group as acceptor
Source: RefSeq, a predicted model, not a curated record
AUGGCAGCAACGAACGGUGUUGCCAAUGGUGCCAAUGGCACCCACGGCGCGGCCUUGGACUUGACGGUCCUAGGUCUGAACAGUGGAACCUCGAUGUAUGGCGAAAUCCCGCUGGAGCAGACCAUCAAGAAGCGCGUCAUGAACAUCAUCCUGCACAACAAGACCUCUCCAUCCGAGUUGUCUGAAGUCAACGUCAUUCUGGGAGAGACCUUCGCCUCCGCAGUGAAGGAGUUUUGCAAGGAGUACAAUGUCGACAUCAACAGUAUCGACGUUAUCGGCUCCCACGGUCAGACCAUCUGGCUGCUGUCCAUGCCGGAACCCGGCGAGGUGAAGAGCGCCCUGACCAUGGCAGAGGGCUCGAUCCUGGCGUCGCGCACGGGGAUCACCACCGUCACCGACUUCCGUGUCAGCGACCAGGCUGCCGGUCGACAGGGUGCUCCGUUGAUUGCCUUUUUCGAUGCCCUGGUUCUGCACCACCCGACCAAGCUCCGGGCUUGCCAGAACAUUGGUGGCAUUGCCAACGUGUGCUUCAUCCCCCCGGACAACGCUGGUGGGAUCGACGAGUGCUACGACUUCGACACCGGCCCCGGAAAUGUCUUCAUCGACGCCGUGGUGCGAUAUUACACCAACGGAGAACGCGAGUAUGACAAGGACGGCGAGAUGGGCGCUCGCGGCAAAGUGGACCAGGAGCUGGUGGACGAGUUCCUCCAGCACAAGUACUUCAAACUGGACCCGCCCAAGACGACCGGACGCGAGGUGUUCCGCGACACGCUGGCAUUCGAGUUGAUCAAGAAGGCGGAAGCAAAGGGGCUGAGCCCGGACGACGUCGUGGCCACGGUCACGCGCAUCACAGCGCAGGCCAUUGUCGACCACUACAAGCGCUACGCGCCCAAGGACAUGGAGAUUGCCGAGAUCUUUAUGUGCGGCGGCGGCGCCUACAACCCCAACAUCACCAAGUACAUCCAGCAGCACUACCCGAACACGAAGAUCAUGAUGCUGGACGAAGCGGGCAUCCCCGCGGGCGCCAAGGAGGCCAUCACGUUCGCCUGGCAGGGCAUGGAGGCCAUCGUGGGGCGGUCGAUUCCGGUGCCGACGCGGGUCGAGACGCGCCAGGAGUAUGUGCUGGGCAAGGUGUCUCCGGGCAAGAACUACCGUAAGGUGAUGCGCCACGGCAUGCAGUUUGGCGCGGGCCGCGAGCAUCUGUCGCCGGUGAGGGAGCUGGUCAACAUUGUCAACGGGAAGGUGUUUGACAAUAAGUGGUGA